Messenger RNA from Sphaeroforma arctica JP610, 422 nucleotides. RefSeq lists its product as hypothetical. The transcript has 4 exons. Bases 6 to 422 code for a protein of 138 amino acids. Lineage: Eukaryota; Ichthyosporea; Ichthyophonida. The record is from RefSeq and is a predicted model, not a curated record.
GCAGCAUGGUUAGUAGUAUCAGGAGAAGGAUACCCAAACCCAGCAAUCCAGCGGCCGCAGAUGGAUCCAAACGUAGGAGUUUGACGGCCGACCUUGGAAAUACAAUCAACCGCACCAUCAAAGGCGCCGGCAGAACCGUCGGAGGGGGAGUAGAGAAGGUGGCCAAAGGUCUGUCCUUGCCGAGUUUGCGCUCUAAUAAUACCUCACCCAGUGCAUCUGCCGAUGAACUCCCACAACUGCCAACUGAAAUGUGCACCGCGCCGACCGGGGAGAAGGAGAAGAAGUUCCUGCGCAAACGCAAUCACAUGCGAAUAGCCACCAUCCUCUACGAUCGACAGCACAAGAAAGACUCUCCCGUCGCAAUCACAACUCCCCGAGCUGCCGAGAACGAACCAGAUUUUGACUUGUCGUUUGCCGGGUAA